Molecule: messenger RNA, 443 nt
Organism: Drosophila willistoni
Lineage: Eukaryota; Metazoa; Arthropoda; Insecta; Diptera; Drosophilidae
Product: histone H4
Exons: 1
Coding region: 42-353 (103 amino acids)
Biological process (GO): nucleosome assembly
Cellular component (GO): nucleosome
Molecular function (GO): DNA binding; structural constituent of chromatin; protein heterodimerization activity
Source: RefSeq, a predicted model, not a curated record
CUCUUGUGCAGUGCGUUUAUAGUGAAAAGUGAAAAAUAAAAAUGACUGGUCGUGGCAAAGGUGGAAAAGGAUUGGGAAAGGGUGGUGCUAAGCGUCAUCGUAAAGUAUUGCGUGAUAAUAUUCAAGGUAUCACGAAGCCCGCUAUCCGCCGUUUGGCUCGUCGUGGCGGUGUGAAGCGAAUUUCUGGUCUUAUCUAUGAGGAAACUCGUGGUGUCCUAAAGGUAUUUCUUGAAAAUGUAAUCCGCGAUGCAGUAACCUACACGGAACAUGCCAAAAGGAAGACAGUCACUGCGAUGGAUGUUGUAUACGCAUUGAAGAGACAGGGCCGCACUCUUUAUGGAUUCGGUGGUUAAAAUAUUUAUAAACACCAAAAUGUAUUAACUACAAAUUAUGCCCUUCAAAAAAUCGGUCCUUUUCAGGACCACUAAAGUUAUUAAUCAAAA